Messenger RNA from Cicer arietinum (chickpea), 2022 nucleotides. RefSeq names its product omega-3 fatty acid desaturase, chloroplastic-like. Gene Ontology annotation, molecular function: oxidoreductase activity, acting on paired donors, with oxidation of a pair of donors resulting in the reduction of molecular oxygen to two molecules of water. Gene Ontology annotation, biological process: lipid metabolic process. The record is from RefSeq and is a predicted model, not a curated record. Lineage: Eukaryota; Viridiplantae; Streptophyta; Magnoliopsida; Fabales; Fabaceae.
UCACAUAAGAAUCAUCAUAUUCAUACUCCUAACAUCAUAGUAAAAGUAAACACGUAUUGGUCUGGUCAGUGGUGUCUCCUCUUUACUAAUUGCACCCCCACACACACCAAUUUAAAAACCCCCUUCAACACCAAUCACUAUAUUUAAGAACUCUCCUCGUUUGCAAUUUCCAAAAGCCAUAACUCAUCAAUCCCAAACACACACAGACACCCUUUUCAACUUUCUCUCUUAAAAUCAAACACUUUCAUCAAAAGGGUCAAAGUUCUCUGUUCUGAUUUUUCUUAUUUUUGGAAGUUGCAAUAUUACAAACCCCAAGUUUCAAUUUUUUCAACUUUAAUCACCAAAUUUGAAGUAUUUAUUUAGGCCCAUAUUGCUUUUUUCUCGGUCUCUUAUCUUUUUUAGUCUAAACCUUUAUCUGGGUCAUCAAUGGCAACUUGGGUUUUAUCAGAAUGUGGUUUAAAGCCACUUGCUCCAGUUUUUCCGAAACCAAAAACUGGAAUUGUUUCAUCACACCAUUCAAAGGUUAGAUUUUUAGGCACAAACAAAGGAUUGGGAGUAUCAGAUCUAAAAUUUCAAUCAAAAAGCAUACAAAGUUGUAGUUUUGAGAAAAGUAAAUGGAGUUUGAAUGUGAGUGCUCCUUUGAGGGUUGAUUCAAUUGAACAGGAAGUUCCAGAGUUUGACCCUGGUUCACCACCACCAUUCAGUUUGGCUGAUAUAAGAGCAGCAAUUCCAAAACAUUGUUGGGUGAAAGAUUCUUGGAAGUCAAUGAGUUAUGUUUUGAGAGAUAUUGUUAUUGUUUUUGGAUUGGCUGCUGCUGCUGCUUAUCUUAAUAAUUGGAUGGUUUGGCCUCUUUAUUGGGCUGCUCAAGGAACCAUGUUUUGGGCCCUUUUUGUUCUUGGUCAUGAUUGUGGUCAUGGAAGCUUUUCAAAUGAUCUUAAUCUUAACAGUGUGGUUGGACACAUCUUACAUUCUUCUAUUCUUGUUCCCUAUAAUGGAUGGAGAAUCAGUCAUAGGACUCAUCACCAAAAUCAUGGCCAUGUUGAGAAUGACGAAUCUUGGCAACCUUUGACAGAAAAAUUAUUUAAGAGCUUGGAUUCUAUGACACGUUCUUUAAGAUUUACAGCCCCUUUUCCAUUGCUUGCAUAUCCUGUUUACCUUUGGAGCAGGAGUCCUGGGAAGACUGGUACUCAUUUCCACCCAAGCAGUGAUUUGUUUGUUCCAAGUGAGAAAAAAGAUAUUCUCACUUCUACAGCUUGUUGGACUGCUAUGGUGGCAUUGCUUGUUGGAUUGGGAUUUGUUAUGGGUCCAAUUCCAGUACUUAUGCUUUAUGGAGUUCCCUAUGUUAUCUUUGUGAUGUGGUUGGAUUUUGUGACUUACUUGCACCAUCAUGGUCAUGAAGAUAAAUUACCUUGGUAUCGUGGAAAGGAAUGGAGCUAUCUUAGGGGUGGUCUUACUACUAUUGAUCGCGAUUAUGGAUGGAUUAAUAACAUUCACCAUGACAUUGGAACUCAUGUCGUUCAUCACCUCUUUCCUCAAAUUCCCCACUACCACUUAGUUGAAGCCACUGAGGCAGCUAGGCCUGUGUUUGGAAAAUAUUACAAAGAGCCAAAGAAAUCAGCACCUCUUCCCUUUCACCUUGUUGGGGAAUUUAUAAGGAGCUUAAAGAGAGACCAUUUUGUUAGUGACACUGGUGAUGUUGUGUAUUACCAAACAGACCCUGAACUUAGUGACUCUUCUAAAUCAGAAUAAUUUUUUUGAUAACUUUUGACACAAUUCUUAUUGGUUAAAGAUUGUGUGAACUUCUGAUAAUGUUAGUGCAAAUUAGUAGAGAAUCCACUUCAUAACAAAAAGUGAUUGAUGGAUAUUAAAGAAUGUGUAGGGGGUAUAAGAUUAUCCUUCUUUUUUAUUUUUGAUAUAAUAAGAUAAUUAUCCUUCCUGACAAGUGAAAUUUUGUAAAUUCAUUCAUCUUCAUGAAGGAAGUGAUAUCCUGAAUUAUGAUCAAGUUAUUUAUUUAUUUGCUAA